Tauraco erythrolophus (red-crested turaco) is the source of this 1464-nucleotide messenger RNA. NCBI's taxonomy places the organism in Eukaryota, Metazoa, Chordata, Aves, Musophagiformes, Musophagidae. The record is from RefSeq and is a predicted model, not a curated record.
AUGGGCAAGAGCCCCCAGCCCCACUCCCCAGGGGGCUUGGCUGUGGACCACCCCAGCAGGUUCCUGGCUCAGGGUGACAUGGGGCAUCCUGGCCGGGAUGGGUGCUGCCAGGGAGUGGGGCUGGAAUCCCCCACGCAGGAGGACCCUGCGGCGCUGGAGGAAGUCUUCGAGAAAGUGAUCCUGGAGUCUGGGAGAGCUCCCAAAGACAAUAAGCUCCUUGCCCAGAGGAUCCACUCGCUGUCGACCCUGGGUGCCAGCCCGGUCCUGAAGAGCAUCUCCCACUCCUGGGAGUUCAAUGGCUGCAGGGAGACCAAGGACAAGGAGGGGUUUGUCUUCAAGAAGCCGCAGAGGCCAGACCAGCGCAGCCAGCUGCCCACCGGCAAUGGGGCUGCACGGAGGGAGCCCUUCACCCGGAGACUCAGCUCUGUGCCUGCCCUGCUGUUUGACACCCCUGAGAAGGAAAAUGUCCCCGAGGGCGAGAGCCCUGUCAAACAAGGAGCACUGGUGCAGUAUGAGGAGGAGGAUGAUGGCUUUAUGGAGAUCCUGGAUGAGGAGGAGAUGAAGAGCGAUACCAACAUGCCGCAGGGGAUGGAGAACCUGCUGACUGCGCCGCUGGUGAGGAAGAAGGAGGCAGAGCUGUGUGCCGCCAAGCGCAGCAAGUGCCGGCAGCUCUUCCGCUCGCCCUCGAUGCCCAGCAGCGUCGUCAGGCCCAUCCUGAAGCGGAUAGACCGGCCCCUGGACCAGGACACCCCUGUCAAAACCAAGCGGCGGAGGAGCGGGGCUGGUACCCCUGGCGAGGAGGUGGUGGCGGAGCCGGUGAGUGUGCGUCUGCAGCGCUCCAAGUCCUUCUGCCACGAGGACAUCGAGAACCUGCUGGACAAUGAUGACCAGGACCUCAUCGGGGACUUCUCCAAGGCUUACCUCCUGCAGACGGUACAGGGCAAGCACCAGGACCUGAAGUACAUUUCCCCGGAAAUGAUGGUGGCAGUGCUGACGGGGCAGUUCAGCAGCCUCAUCGAGAGCUGCGUGAUUGUGGACUGCAGGUACCCCUAUGAGUACGAGGGAGGCCACAUCAAGGGUGCCAUCAACCUGCCGAUGGAGCAGGAUGUGGAGGAGUACCUGCUGAAGAAGCCCAUCGUACCUUUCGAUGCCAGCAAGAGGGUGAUUGUCAUCUUCCACUGCGAGUUCUCCUCUGAGAGAGGGCCCAGGAUGUGCCGGUUCGUCAGGGAGAAGGACCGAGCCUGUAAUGAGUACCCCCACCUCCACUACCCCGAGCUCUACAUUUUGAAGGGGGGGUACCGGGAGUUCUUCCCUCAGUACCAGACACACUGUGAGCCCCAGGACUAUCGCCCCAUGCACCAUGAGGACUUCAAGGAGGACCUGCGCAAGUUCCGCCUGAAGAGCCGCACCUGGGCGGGCGAGCGUAGCAAGAGAGAGCUCUACAGCCGCCUCAAGGACUUCUGA